AUGGCUUCUCCCAGUAAGAUUUUUGCUGGAAAGAUCAUUACGAUUAUUGCUACCUAUAUUUCUGAGAAAGGUAUCCGAUUGCAGGAAUGCGAAGGGCUCGUUGUGAAUGACAGAGCGAGUUAG
Molecule: messenger RNA, 123 nt
Organism: Sclerotinia sclerotiorum 1980 UF-70
Lineage: Eukaryota; Fungi; Ascomycota; Leotiomycetes; Helotiales; Sclerotiniaceae
Exons: 1
Coding region: 1-123 (40 amino acids)
Source: RefSeq, a predicted model, not a curated record